GUAAGCAGAUUGUUCUUAUAAAUGUAAACAAAGUCGAGUCAUAAUUGAAGGGGAUGCUCUCCCAGAUUGUAAUGUGAACUGAGUAAUUUGCAGUAUUUAACAAUGAACAGAAAUGCUAACAAGUCACUGAAAAGAAAAGUCAUUGAGUAUCAAGAUGGAGAAAUUGAUGAAGAUGGUCGUGCAUCAAAAGAAGCAAAAAGGGACACAUCCAACUCAAGCAUUUCUUCUAGUUUUAGCACGCUAGCACUUCGCAGACUUGUUCCUGAAGAUUGGAACCCUUCGCCUAUUUCUAGAAAGCAAGAUGAAGAAAAUGAGGAUUCUUUUGAAAAGACAGGAGAUCGGACUGUGGACCGUGGAACCUUAUGGUCAGGAAAAGAUGUCUGUCAAGAACCUCAGGGAAUAUCUCAGUUGUAUAUGGCUUGUAAUAGAUCAGUGAAGAAGUCAUCAUCUUGUGAUUGUGAGACACAGACUUAUUAUUUUGUGCCAAAUUCUCAUGAUACAAGAAAUGAAGUUUCAAAAGACAAGGGUCUAGUCAGAGAAUGCUGUGUGAUAGGUUGUAAAUAUAAUUCAGAGGAGGAUUCUUCAGUUUCAUACUAUGGCCUUCCUUCAAGCAAAGCAGAAAGAUCGCUUUGGGCAGACACUCUUGGAUUGAAAUUUGCCAGUGCAUCAAAAGGUGAAAUUCAAGAAAUCUGCUCUAGGCAUUUUGAUGCUAGUAUCAGUCCCCAGAGUUCCUUGCCAAAAGUGUCACACACUCCAAAGUCAAAAACAAGAAAGAAAAAAACAUGUGAUAUAUUAAUAGCAGAGGAGGCAGAGAAAGUCAAGCAGAGUAUGGCUACAGGUAGAGCCAAAAGAACUCCAAAGCCAAAUAGAAAUUAUGACUGGGCCGAGUUAAUGCCAUUGAUAAAGAGUGAGACUGAGGACUAUGAGAUGGAGGCUGCCAUGUCAAAGAAUCCUGGAAAGCGUCGAAAGCAGCUGUUGGAUUACAUUAAAAAGGGGAAAAAAGGAAAUGAGAGGUCUUUUAUGGAAAUGCAUGUAAAUUUGGACGACGAAGUGGAAGAAUCGGACUCUGAAUCAGAUGAGUAUGAUGUUGGUAAUAUUAGUUUGCCAUCAUUGCCAAGACCACCACCGCCAAAGGGUAAAGGCCGACCACAUCGAAUACAGGAUACAUGCACACAAACAGAAAGCAGUUUGAACUCGAGGGGUCCUCUAAGAGAAGUUAAGGUGCAGUGCAACCUUACAGCUGAACCUUUAGUUAGCUGCUCAAGUUGUUCCAGUAUUGACUGGAGAAGCUUAGAUGAGGAGUUGUCCCAAAUUAUGUCAGUAAUUGAAUGUGAAAUUGUCAACCCCAUUUUAUCAAGAUGCCUCUCGAAUGCUCUUUCGGAACAUGCUAUACCAUCCCAUGCUGCAAAUGUUCUUAAGAUGAUUGCUGGAUUACCAAGGGAUUAUUUGGAAGAUAGGAAAGACAUACAUAUUGUUCCUGGUGAAGAUGAAUUUGAUGAGGUGGAAAUUGAGAAGUUCAUCCAUCAGGAGGAGGGACCAAUUGUGGGCAUUAGAGAAAUCAUAGCAAAAGAUUGGAACAAGAAAGCGAAAACUGUAAGGACCACAGCCUCGAAACGAGAUGAAGAUAUCUUAGAUGAUCCAGAUAGUUUUGGCUUGAAGGAGGCUACUGACAAAGAUGACGAUGAAUUCAACCCUGAGGGUGCUGCUGUAGAGGAAGAUGAUGAUGAUUAUGAGGAAGAUGAUGACUGGGAUAUCAAAAAAGAUGAUUCAGGGGCCUCCAUACAAAAGAAGAAGACACGUCUUAAGGCCAAGAAAGAGCAAAAUCAAGAAGCUUCAACACUGAAGCAAAGCAGAAAGAAUAUGGAAAAGGCUGCACGCUCACGUGUGGGUCAGAUUUCCGAGCCGUCAAAAGGAAAACGUAAAAAGUUGGUGAUACAGAGUUAUUCAAUGAAGUGUCAUGUGUGUCAAGAGAUCUUUGAUGACCAACAAGAACUUCGAAAGCAUAUUCUGGAACUACAUGAAAAAGGAUUCUUUUUGCCACCGUCACAUCGGUGUAAUGACUGUCAAGAAACAUUCAAUGACAAAAUUAGCUUGAGUGUACAUCGAAUGUUCAAGCAUGGAGAUCCCCGCCGUUACCAAUGUAACCAGUGCGACUAUGAAGGCCCUAGGCUUUACCACUUGAAGAGACACUUGCAAGUUCACAGUGGUGAACGACGGUUUCAUUGUAAAGAAUGUGGGAGGGGUUUCAAGUCGAAGGCAGCUCUCAAAAACCACACAGCUAUACAUACCAAUGAAGGUCUCUAUAAGUGUAAGAUAUGUGAAAAAGCCUACAACAGUAAAGUUGUUUAUGAAGACCAUAUUCGUAGCCACAAAACUGAGAAAAACUUCGAGUGUAAAUAUUGUGGGAUUACCUUCAAAACUUAUAAACAUGUGGCAUGUCAUAUUCGUGCAGUGCACUUAAAUGACAAGAGAUUUAUAUGUGAUUUGUGUGGCUCUAGACACAUGACAGGAACAAACUUAAAGAAACACACUGAAACCCACAAAGGUAUAGAACUCCUUCCAUAUACCCACCAAUGUAUGAUGUGCAACAGCAUGUUUCGAGGUUCUAAAGGUUUAAUUGCACACAUGAAAGUGAUGCAUGUAACUAUCAGUAGUAGUGGAUUGUCUGAUGUCCUAAUAACAACCACCCCUCAUCCAACCAGACGUUCUGUGAGCAUUGAAUACAAUAAAGUUGUUAGUGCUGUAAAUGAAAAAUGAAAUUUUACAUGAGUACUGAGUCUUUCUCUCUCUCUCAGUCCUGUGGAUCAGUGCUUUAGUGUUUAACAUACUCUAAAUUGUAACCCAUUUACAAAUUAAAAAAUACUAUUAUACAGUAGCUCAUAUAUAUGAAACUUAGAGUGUAUUUUCAAGGUAAAAGCACAGUAUCAAGUUUGUUUUCACACAUAUACUGUAAUUGUCUGAUUGAAAAUAAAACAUGGUAAAGCUUCCUAAUGUUGAAGUGUCACAUGAAAGAUAGACAAUGAUUUUUGUUGAUUUUCUCAUAAGCUAGAGCAAAGCAUAACAUUUCAUUUGAAGUCUAUUGCCAAUUCCAGCAUUAUGAUUAGGUCCAGACUAGCAUCAAAGGCUAUUAUCUGCUGUUCUAAUUGACAGUGAAAAGCCCCUGAGAGGCUGGGCUUUUCCUCUGUAUUGGUUAUGGUAAGGUGGGGACAGGAGCAGCUACUAAUUACUUUAAAUUAUCAUUAUUGUUGAUGCAGUAUUAUUUUGUCAGUUAUAUUGUAGUAUAUUGAUCAUUAACUCUAACUUGAUAUAUACAAUCAUUUAUUUGUGCAAGUAUUUUUUUUUAAAUUUAAAAGCUUUUUUCUUAUGAUGUGGACUCCCCAGACAAAAAAUUACACAACCUUCACUGCCACAUUUAUAAUUUACAAUAACUGUUGUGGAUGUACCCUCUUAUGCAGAAAAUUUAUACAUUAGACACUUGAUAGAAGACUCAAGAGUGGUACAUUUAAACCACACACACACACACACACACACACACACUUCAUUCUCUUCUUGUCUUCCAUGUACUCUACCAUUCCUAGAUAUCAAGGCCUUCCCUUUCCAGUUUUGCUUGUUGUGUGUCCAACACUUUUAGGCCAUCUUCUCCUCCUUAAUAACAAUUUUGAAUUAUGUACUCAUCACCAGCCUAUCAUCCACUGUUCCAUCCACGUGGCCAAAGAAUCUCAAAACACAUUUUCUAUCCUUUCUCUUUUAUCACAUGAGGACAGAGCAUAAAGACAAAUUUUGUCUAUACUCUGUCCUCAAGCUUUUGCUAUUUAUGGCCUUUGAUCAUAUGCAUAGCUCAAACUCAAUCUUAAUGCUGGGAAUGCCAUUAAAUGUUGUAUUAGGAGUGUCAGACAUGGAAAAAACAAAUGCAGGAAGCCUCCCAUCUAACCAGGUGUACAUUAAUCACUAUUAGAACCCAUUUAAAAAUAUGACCUAACAUUCCUCCACAUCACCACAGAAGCUAAAGCAAGUAAAAGAGACAGAGGUCAGGGUUUUAAGAGUGUGCAGGAAUUAACACAAUGAAAAUAAUGUGUGUGUGUACACCUCACUCCACUCCACCUAAUCAGCUGACAGCUUCUGACUCAUCACAUUCCUCCCUACUUAAGUCAUACUUUUGCAGCACUCUGUAAUGCUAAGUGCACUUAGCCGUAAAUUCUAUCAAGUAUAGAAAAUUACCCAAGAAUAUUUGUUUACCAGUAAGGUUACUUUACAAAAUUGCAGAAGUGACAGUGAAUAAGCAUUGUAUUUUAUGCUGAUAAGAAAUGUUUUGUCUUGCAAUUCGGUAAUUCUGCCAUAUUAAGGUAGGGUAAGACCAAAAAUUUUAGAUUAUUGUCAUUCAGUAAAGAGUAUGCACAGAUUAUGUUAUUUACAAUGUGCAGAAAGGCAAGACAACUUUUUCUUCCAUGGUAGGAUAUUGUUCUGCUGAAUAUUGAUGGAAGUAAUAGUGAAACUGCUUAUGAUAUGAAAAGUUAUUUGAUAUUAAAGAAAAGUAUUUGUAUUUUUCUUUGGAAAGGUUUUAUUUCAAAUAUGAUUAUACCAAAGGAUAUUUUGUUAAUUUUCUAUGUAGUUACAAAAUUAAUUGUAUGUAUUACUUAAACAUAAGACUUGCCCUGUUCCAGGAGUUCUUGCAACAUCAUAGCUUUUAUGCAGCUUGCAUACACAACAUUCUGUGGGCUCUUGACUAUUGAUAUUUGAUUAUACAGUAUAACAUACAUUAAAGGGAAGUUUUGUUCAGAACAUGAUUUAUCCCCAUUAGAUUAGGCUGAAACAAUGAUGGGUCUCUUCUUGCAUUCUUGCAGAGUUGAAAGGAGAAAUGGCUGCUGUGUCUUGCCGCUAUUGCCGCAAACUAUUUCUCAAUAAGGAGCAGUUUCUUGCACAUGGUUGCAAAGGCCAGCGCACUGAUAAGGGUCGCAAAUUUGUGUGUACCAUAUGUGGCAGAAGCUUUGCUCAGAAGAUAGGCCUCCAGUACCAUAAUGUUUAUAUUCACAAUGGAGAACGGAAAGCAGCUUGUCCUCAUUGCAACUAUU
Macrobrachium nipponense is the source of this 5069-nucleotide messenger RNA. RefSeq lists its product as uncharacterized. The transcript has 14 exons. Gene Ontology annotation, molecular function: DNA-binding transcription factor activity, RNA polymerase II-specific; RNA polymerase II transcription regulatory region sequence-specific DNA binding; chromatin insulator sequence binding. Gene Ontology annotation, cellular component: nucleus; chromosome. Gene Ontology annotation, biological process: regulation of transcription by RNA polymerase II. The record is from RefSeq and is a predicted model, not a curated record. Bases 103 to 2757 code for a protein of 884 amino acids. Lineage: Eukaryota; Metazoa; Arthropoda; Malacostraca; Decapoda; Palaemonidae.